GAGGCUGACGCUCUAACCAGUCGCCCACCGUGCCGCCGCACUUGAACUGGACUCCACAUUUAUUAUGAAAAGAAUAUAAAAGAACUAAUCGAAUUACCUUCACUAUAACAUCUGUUUACCCUGCGGUACACAUCAUUACCACAGCACGCACCACUUUCCCAGCAAGUAUGGUAUCUGUGAAGCUGAAGCUUGGGGUGAGAAAAGAGAAUGUGCCUCUAAGCUGUUAAACAUUUCAACAUUGACCCAUAAAUUACAAAAUUUAGAAUGCACUGUUCCAAUUGUUACAACAGUUUCUAAACAUUGUAUAGCUUGUCAAGAACUGAAAAUAAUCAUUUGUUGCAUUUGCAUCUUUAGGUCAUUUACAGAAAUCAUAGCUUCAUAGGACAAGUUUCAUUUUAACAUAUGGCUGCAUAUUUGAAAGCAGCUUCACAACUCUACACCAUGAUCUAUUUAGUUUGUGAGCUUUUGGAGAGUUUUUGCUUCAAUUUCUUUGCGGAAUGCUAGAAAUAACCUCCCAGAGCUGCUCCUUGGGUGUGAACUUUUCUACAGCAGCAGUAUGCCAAUGUUGGCCAAUAUAUACAAUUCACCCACUGAUUGGUGCUUGUGAUUUCAAUCAUUUUGAAUGAGGGUCCUCAACUUGCACAGAGCUACUGAACAAAAAGCUAUCUUGAGUUGAUCAAAGAGGCUCUCCAUGUGAGUCUGUGAUUACAGCAUUUUAGAUAGAAGUGAUGCUUAUUGGUGGAGAACAUCAGCUCUAGCGGACUUUUAAGUUUUUUUUACUUUUGUUUAUGACGUUCACCUACAAAUGUGAGGAACGACUCCGCUUCAAACAGGUUUCCGGCCGGCAUUUAAAGACAAGCCUUUGGAGUUUUCUUUAGAUGGGACUGGCUUGUUGAAGGGAAACAUGCGCAGGACACCCAGUAAACACAAUGACAUCAUCAUAACGUCAUUAUGAAUGCUCAACCAUCAGAGAUCUCUGUCGGAGCUACCAAAGAUGUCGGCGGCAAGUCAAGUGGAGAGAACAGUGCUGGAGGAAGAGUUCAACUGGCUUCUUAAAGAAGAAGUUCACGCUGUUCUUAAGCAGCUGCAGGAUGUUCUCAAGGAGGCUUCCAGACGUUUCACAAUGCCCACACCAGGCCUGGAGAGUCCGCUCAAACAGGAAAACUUCAUCCUGGGCAGCUCAACCAUGGAUCAGGUGAAAGGAGUGCUGACACUACAGGGAGAGGCUCUGACUCAGGCAGACAUCAAUCUGAAGGUUGCAAAGAGUAGUCAAGUGCUACACUUCCAGUUCAGGGAGGACAAGCAAUGGAAACUACAGCAGAUCCAGGAUGCAAGAAACCAUGUGACUCAAGCGCUUCAGUUGCUGAGCAGCCAUGAUGAGAACUAUGACUUCAAGACAGGGGCAGAAGUUAACAAGUUAAUGGAUGCUGUGAUGCUCCAGCUAAUACGCGCACGAAACCGCCUCACCACCCCAGCGUCAAUGACACUGCCUGAAUUGGCCACCAGUGGGCUGAUGAAAAUGUUCACUCCUCCCAUGCCUGGUGAUGUGAUGGUGAAUUUUUACAUCAACUUAAGCAAACUGUGUCUCACAGUCUACCAGCUUCACGUGCUGCCGCCAAAUACCACCAAGAAUUUCAAGCCAUCUGGAAGCUCUGUGCUGCACAAUCCUGGGGCCAUGUUUGAACUCAACAACAACCGGUUUGAGGUGAGCCAUGUCCACAAGGUGGAGUGUGUCGUCCCUUGGCUAAAUGAUACACUGGUGUUUUUCACCAUCUCACUGCAGCUCUGUCAGCAGCUCAAAGACAAGAUAUCUGUCUUCUCCAGUUUCUGGAACUACAGACCUUUCUAAUCAGUCAACAUCAGACCCAAACAAACCACAAGUGUGAAGGACAUGCUCUUAUUUAUUUGUAGAUAUUCAUAAGCCAGUCAGUGUUGCAUGGUCGUCAGAAGGCGCCAGUUAGAAGCGGCAGACGGGUUUGCCAGUUCCCUGUCGGGCUUUGCAGCGGGUCGACAUUCCUCUGAUGUGUUUUGCAUUUCACAAUACUGACUAAUACCUCUCCAUGAAUGUAUGGUUAAUUUUUUUUUUGUUUGAAAGCUAUUUUUUUUUUUUUUUUAUGUUCAAGCAAUGUUUCGUCUAUUUAUCAUCUUUGGUGGUGAAUGCUAAUCUCUGGACUCAGGUGAAAAUAACGGAAAGGGAAAUGCAUAGUGGAAAGGGAAAUAUAUUAUGGAGUUAUUUUAAUUUCCAUUGGCAGACAUGAGUUUAAAGGUUAAUGUAUUCCCUCGCUUGUAGCGGUUGCAAAAUUUGGGACAUUUUCAAAAUGGCUAACUUUCCAUGAGAAUUAUAGGAAUUUUACAGCAAUUCAUGGGUACAAACUGGACCAAAAACGAAACAAUUUGCAAAUUGGCAGGUUAGUCUAUUACAGGAAACCCAUACACAUAUUUUGAAGCUUAAUCUCGGUUAAAUUUUUUUACACAGUACUCAUUUUAGUUUGCUGCAUGUCUUUUGACAAAAUCAAAAAUGUUCUGGUAUUUUGCAUCAAUCACCCCCAGAUUUCACUUCAUUCUCCUGAAUUGCCAUCGGACUAACCAACAGGAUGUUUCCAAACUUUCUCAGCUACACCAUGGAAAGUUGUAAAUCUUAUGUUUUAUUUUCAUUUGUACGAAGUUGCGCAUCUCUUGCUAUUAUCUGUGUGUAACCUGAGACUCUUGGAACACUUGGUGUGUUCUGUUCUAUAAUGCUAAGGGGUAGCUAAAGUCCUCUUUCCGUGUUUUCCCUGGAUUAAUUAAGUUGCACUUUUUGCUGUGGGUCCCUGUGCUUUGGCAGCAAUCAAUGUCCAGCUUAAUAUUUACAUUUAGACUAAAGUGUGCACUAAAAUGGAAUAAUGGUUCAUGAGUCAUGCGGCCAUUAAUCGGGUCGGCAUGCACCACCAAUGCAGUAUAUUGUGCAAAACGCAUAGAAAGAAUCUUUAGAACCUUUUUAAAUGCUUUGUUUAAGAGUAACGCAUAUCUGUACGGAUUCACUGGUGUAUCCGUUUUAAUCGCUUUAAAAAAACGUGGUUAGUGGUGAAAGUCUUUUGAAAGUUGUGUGUGAAUACAAACGCUAACAUAGCAUUAAUAUCAAUGUAUGCCUUUUUUGUUGUUGUUGUUAAUUGCCUGAUUGGGUGUAAUUCAUCACAUUCCAUUUGUUCAAAUAAGCUAAUCAAUCAUGCAUAUAUGUAUUUAAAUGUUUUGCACGUUGAUUCCUUUUGAACCCGAACACUAAUAGCCUGUUGUCUCAGCUGCCAUUUGGACAUAUCACUUCAGGGAGGUCAUGGGGGUCAUUGAUCAAAUACUUUUAAAUGGUUUCUCAAGUCCCAUCCAUCCCAUCAAAGAACCCGACAGUAGAUCUUUACAGUUCCACUUUUGUUCAACCUGCAGUUUGAAAAUGGUCUCUGAGAUAAUGGCUUUUCAUGAAUAACACCAUUCCAGUAAGUGUUAGUUUACUUAGAAAUGUAUAAAAAUGAGGACAUUUUGUGACUGUACAAUAAAAAAAUGAGCAAAUUG
This is a messenger RNA of Phyllopteryx taeniolatus (common seadragon), 3543 nucleotides long. RefSeq names its product rogdi atypical leucine zipper (gene rogdi). NCBI's taxonomy places the organism in Eukaryota, Metazoa, Chordata, Actinopteri, Syngnathiformes, Syngnathidae. The transcript is spliced from 12 exons. The record is from RefSeq and is a predicted model, not a curated record. Gene Ontology annotation, cellular component: RAVE complex. Bases 956 to 1849 code for a protein of 297 amino acids.